Messenger RNA from Westerdykella ornata, 692 nucleotides. RefSeq names its product Sm-like ribonucleoprotein. Gene Ontology annotation, cellular component: precatalytic spliceosome; Lsm1-7-Pat1 complex; P-body. The record is from RefSeq and is a predicted model, not a curated record. The coding region runs from base 1 to 306 and encodes 101 amino acids. Gene Ontology annotation, biological process: mRNA splicing, via spliceosome; P-body assembly. The transcript has 4 exons. Gene Ontology annotation, molecular function: RNA binding. Lineage: Eukaryota; Fungi; Ascomycota; Dothideomycetes; Pleosporales; Sporormiaceae.
AUGGAAGAAAAAGACGAAGGAGGACAUGCCGAGCCGCUUGACCUAGUGCGCCUGUGUCUCGACGAGGUCGUCGUCGUGAGACUGCGGGGGAACCGCGAACUGAAGGGACGCCUGCAUGCAUACGACAGUCAUUGCAAUCUUGUGCUCGGAGAAGUGGAGGAGACGAUAUAUAUUGUGGAGGAAGAGGAGGAGGAUGAGCAGUCGCACGUACGGAUAGUGAAGAAGCAGUCGGAGAUGCUCUUUGUCCGAGGCGAUUCGGUUGUGUUGAUAGCACCUGCCGAAGGGAUUCAGGACUUGCGCAGUUAAGGGCAUGGGAUGUUGCGUGUGCACCUUACGUUGUGAGGAGCCCUCGCCAGGGGAUCAGGAAUGGGUCAGAGGCACGAGGAGGACUGGAUGCGCGAGACACUCGCGAAGCUUCUAUGGACGGAAGCGAUCGGAAAAUCAGCCGUCGCACCGUCGGCGAUCCAAGGCAAGCCGAUGAGAUGGGCACUUCGCAGUUUCGAUUGAUACCACAGCCAGGCGGAUGAAUGAAAGGACUCGCCGUUCUGACGUGCAAAGAUGCAUUUUGUCUAUGAUCAUCCUCCCAAAACCAGGCUAGGUCUCCCAUAGCAUGCCAGCCUCCAUAGAAAAACGGUGCAAAACAACGACUGAAGGCUACACAAAAGAAAAGUGAGGGUAAUUAAGUAAUGUUC